AUGGAUCGUUUUUCAAUUAUGGUUCGAAAAAGAAAAAGAAGCAACGCUGGUUCGAUCAAUCCCACUAGAAAAAUUAUGGCAAUGCCCUUCAAUCCAGACGAGAGAAGAGAAACACCCAUGUCCAUGUCCUCCUCUGAAAAUCCAGAUUGGACAGCUCUCCCAAUUAACAUUGUUGAUUGUAUUCUCGCAAAACUCAUUCCUCUACCUGACUAUGACCGGUUCGGUGCAGUUUGUGUGGCGUGGCGUCACGCUUCCCUCCAUUUUUACAAUCAAAAGAAACGCAUUCAAUUCUAUCUACCUUCUCACAAAGUUCCACUGCUGCUGCUUUCGCGGAUCAAGAACGAAGAAUGUCACCGAACCUUAUACAGUUUCGCCCUAAAAAAAGUGUUAUUUUCAGCUUGUUAUGCCAACACAAGGUUCAUUGACUAUUCCCAAGGUUGGUUGAUUACUGUAGACAACAACACACAGUGCUUGACACUCAUCAAUCCCUUAGUUCAACAAAAGGGUAUCAUCAAUCUUCCUCCACUUUCCCAUCUACAGAGACGAACGUCGAUCUCUAAAGUUGCAUUGUCAGCUGACCCUGCUCAAUCUCCACAUGACUAUUUAGUGACGGUCAUAUACGACGAGUCUCAAAGGUUGGCUUUCAUCAAAUCAGGUGGUCAAAAUUGGACUUAUGUGUCCACUUUUGGUGGAGAUUGGGACGAUGUUAUCUGCCACAAAGGCCUGAUAUAUUUAACAAUGCGAUCCACUGGUGAAAUUUUCUCGUGUGACACUAAUACUAACCCUCGUCACGAGUUGAGAAUCGUGGUGACAUCUUAUAAUCACGAUUAUGAAUUCCAUUCUAGGUGUCAUUAUUUCGUGAAAUCGCCUCAGGGUGAUCUGUUGUUGAUUCGCAGGAAUUUUGGUUGGUGUUAUGAUGGUGUUGGCGAAGACCAUUGGUGCACUACCAGGUUCGAAGUUUUCAAGUUGGUGUUAGGUCUGACACUGUUUGUGGACGAUUAUCACUGCAUUUGUGUUUCAGCUUCUCAAUGUGAAGCGAAUUCUAUAUACUUCACAGAUGAUCGCGGCAUUUUCAUAUUUAACUUGGGAAGAAGUACCAUUCGAUCACUUCAUCAACCAGACCAUCAAUUCAUGUCUUCCAUCCUGAGUCCGGUUUGGUUUCUGCCCUCAAAUAUUCAUGGAAGUUAG
Cornus florida is the source of this 1188-nucleotide messenger RNA. Its product is annotated as putative F-box protein At1g65770. The coding region runs from base 1 to 1188 and encodes 395 amino acids. The record is from RefSeq and is a predicted model, not a curated record. Lineage: Eukaryota; Viridiplantae; Streptophyta; Magnoliopsida; Cornales; Cornaceae. The transcript has a single exon. Gene Ontology annotation, molecular function: protein binding.